This is a messenger RNA of Trematomus bernacchii (emerald rockcod), 1668 nucleotides long. Its product is annotated as scavenger receptor cysteine-rich type 1 protein M130-like. The transcript has 3 exons. Lineage: Eukaryota; Metazoa; Chordata; Actinopteri; Perciformes; Nototheniidae. The record is from RefSeq and is a predicted model, not a curated record. Gene Ontology annotation, cellular component: membrane. The coding region runs from base 142 to 648 and encodes 168 amino acids.
ACGACAUCCUGACUUUAACCUGUUCAGGCUCUGUCAGGCUGGUGAAUGGGACCAGUCUGUGCUCAGGUAGACUGGAGGUGAAGUCUAACCAGACUAACCCGUCCUGGUCCUCAGUGUGUGAGGCUGACUUUGACCUGCAGGAUGCUCAGGUGGUCUGCAGGCAGCUUGGCUGUGGGGCUCCUUCAGUCCCUCCAGGGGGCGCUCUAUGGAGAAGGGGAGGCUCCAAUGUGGACCAAAGAGUUCCAGUGUGGAGGCCAUGAGUCUGCUCUCCUGGACUGUAGCUCAGCCUCAGAGAGAAACACCUGCUCACCUGGCAGAGCUGUUGGCCUCACGUGCUCAGAGCCUGAUGAGGUCAGACUGGUGGGAGGAGAGAGUCGCUGUGCAGGAGACCUGGAGGUGGAACAUCAGGGAGAAUGGAGACCAGUGCAUGCUUUUCCUUCCUGGACCCUGAAGGAAGCAAAAGUUCUCUGCAGAGAUCUGGACUGUGGCUCUGCUAUUUAUGUCGCACAGAGAGUGGUGUCCUCAGAGAGACCUGUGUGGUGGAUCAUCUCUGGCUGUGCUCAGUCUGCAGCUGCUCUGAGGGAGUGUGCAUAUUCAACUUCCUCUUCCCUUUUCCUGACUCUUACCUGUUCAGGUAAGCGCCUUUGACUUUUUUCUCAGAAUUUGACUUUUUCCUUAAAAUUUAACUUUUUUUGAGAGUUCAAUUUUUUUUCUCAAAAUUUGACUUAUUUCUCAGAGUUUUUGACUUUAUUCUCACAUUUUGACUUCUUCCUCCAAAUAAUGACUUUUUCCUCCAAAUCUUGACUUUUUCCUCCAAAUCUUGACUUUUUCCUCCAAAUGUAACUUUUUGUAAGAAAUUGAUUGAUUUCUCCAAAAUGUGGCUUCGUUGAGGAUUCCAUAUUGAGUUGAAUAAUUAAUACGAAAGUUCAUAUAAUCAAAUAUAAUCUUAUAUAACCCACAAUGAAAAUGCAUUAUAUUUCAUGUUGUUCUAUACUCACAAUAUAUACAAAAUGUAAGUGGUUUGGAAAAUUGAGUUUAAGGCCUAUUAAAGUUUAUCACUAUGGGUGUCACUGUUUAGCAGAGGGGAGACAGUUGUGUUCACGUACAGCAGACUGUACAGAGGAGACCCCUGACUCAAUGGAAAAGUACUGGAUCCCCAAAAUGUGUUUAGGCCAUACCAUAGGAGACAAGUCUGGAUAUGUCCCGUCUCGCACACCAGAGGUCAUGACCUUUCCCCACAUAUAUGGGUAUGUAGGUGUGUCUUUGGUUUUCUGUCCUUGUGUGGAGCAUAAAAGGUCUAUAGCUGAGAGAGGAAAAGCUUCAGAGUGGGGUUUUUCCUAAGUACUCUUGAAGAGAUAUUAAUAUUACCAACGGAAAAGGGCCGUUGAAUUUCGUAUCACAACUGAAGAGGGACAGUUGAAGAGAUUUUAAUGUAUUUGAUUUCACACCUGGUAGUCUAUGAGGGUUUUCCUCUGAAUUCCAUCGGAAGAGGUUUUUAAUGCAACUGAAGAGUGACAGUUGAAGAGAGAUUUAGUAAUUUACCACAGCAUGAAAUAUUUUGUAUGAUUGUCACAUUGUAACGAGAGGAGGUAAAAACCCUGUAAAAGUGUGGACCAUUUUCUUAAAAUAAAAUCAUCCCACCCUUUUGGACUGGGAUAACUUAAAAUA